Messenger RNA from Tachysurus fulvidraco (yellow catfish), 16998 nucleotides. RefSeq names its product lysine (K)-specific methyltransferase 2A (gene kmt2a). Gene Ontology annotation, cellular component: histone methyltransferase complex; nucleus. Bases 228 to 12905 code for a protein of 4225 amino acids. NCBI's taxonomy places the organism in Eukaryota, Metazoa, Chordata, Actinopteri, Siluriformes, Bagridae. The record is from RefSeq and is a predicted model, not a curated record. Gene Ontology annotation, biological process: positive regulation of DNA-templated transcription. The transcript is spliced from 35 exons. Gene Ontology annotation, molecular function: histone H3K4 methyltransferase activity; DNA binding; protein binding.
UACGUGUGUUGUUGUGUGUUUACGGCUCUUGUGAAUAUCACUACAGAACCUGCGCAAGAUUGAAGCGUUUUUGUCAUCUAAAGUCGGGGGUCCAUAUUUACAGCCACCCCGGAACCUGCAUACUGAAGUCUCGCCGCUUGACGAAAGUGGCAGUCGGUUGAAUUCGCUGGUUUGGGGCGACGCCCACCGAGCUCCCUGAUCUGAGGGCAGGCAGGCAGAGUGUUAAAAUGGCGCACAGCUGUAGGUGGCGGUUCCCUGCUCGGCCCGGAGGGAGCAGCAACUCGGGCACUGGGAGAAAAGCGGGCCGAAUCCGGGUCACGGCUUCCCUCCGAAAUGGCGCAGGAACCCAUUCUACAGCCAGCAAGCUUGGGCCCGGUUUCGACGCGGCGCUGCAAGUGUCUACUGCGAUCCGCAGCAACCUGCAGAAAUUUCGUGAUGUUUUGGGCGAGUCGAGCGGCUCCAGCAGCGGCAGCAGCAGCAGCGCGGAGGAGGAUGUAUUUGAAGGUUUUGAUACAGUCAUUGAAAAUGGAAGAGUACAUAGUCCAGGGUGGACCCCAACAGCUAAAUUGUCACAAGAGAAGAAGCCAAGAGGUCGCCCCCCAAGAUGUUCGACUUUGCAGAAAUUGGCUACACGUGUUGAACCUCACCCUCUGUCUGUCAUUACAACUCCACCCACAGAAAAGAUAAAGCGGCCACCAGGUAGACCUCCUGGAUCUGGGGAAAAAAGAAGAGGCCGUCCUCCUGCGUCUGGCAAUCAAAGAACCUGGUUGCAAGGUGGCCAAUUGUUACCUAGUGAUAGCAGGGAUGUUGGACUGGAUCACAACUGUAGUCCAUCACUUGGCAAGGACAUUGGGGAUGAUGACAUUGAAAGAAAGGCUGCAAAGAGAACUCCCCUUGGUUCAGUGCAGGAGCAGGAAUCUGAGGACAAGUUAACAAAAGUGGGCCGUGAUUCAAAUGUGACCAAACUGAAGCGGAUGCGUGAUGUCAAAGUAAAUCCUCUUAAGUCUGGACUUUUAAAGGGUGUCCCAGUUCCCUUUGUGCCAAGACGGAGGCGUGGCAGACCUCCCUCUGCUGAACGCCUUAAGGCUGAGAUUGCUGCUGCUUCAUUGGCCCUGGAGUUGUCCCCCUCUGAGUCUGGCACUGCCAAACAUAAGACCUUCGGUGUUCGCCUAGAAGAGGAUAUGGAUCCCGGUUCUACGCAGCAUCUCAAGCUCAGGGACUCUCAUUCUGCUGAUCAACACACUACUCCAGAUUCCCCAGAUUCUGAAUCAGUCGUCAACCCAACGACACCUCCAAAACACGGAAGUCGUUUGGGUUUACGGCAAAGUCCUCGCCAUAUUAAGCCUGUGCGCACUGUCCCACCUUCCAAACGCACCGAUGCCACUAUUGCAAAGCAGUUACUGCAGCGAGCUAAGAAAGGGGCACACAAAAAGAAACUGGAGGCAGCAGGUACUCAGGGAGCGGCAGCUAUUGAAUCUGGUAUUAGGAAGAGAACAAGAACACAGCUAAAAAACAUUCGGCAGUUUAUAAUGCCUGUGGUGAGUACAGUGUCCUUGCGGAUUAUUAAAACCCCUAAGCGCUUCAUUGAAGAUGAAUUUAGUGCCCCUCCCCCACACAUGAAAAUUGCACGCAUAGACUCUACUGUACCAGCUCCAGUCACCCAUCCCUCAACAACAUCCUCCACACUUGUUUCCACUGCUCCAAGUACAACUGGAACUGUGGCCGUUUCUGGGGCAGGUCCACCUGUUGAUACCUUCCCUCCUCCUCCACCCCCUGCACCUCCUGCCAAUGCAACUGUUGCAACAGGAAGUCUCAUCAGUAACAACAGCUGCAACAGUAAUGGGCGUUUCAGUAGCAGUGCAGCAUCUUGUGGCUCCAGUGCAGUGUCACAACAUUCCUUCCAGCUCUCCUCAGGAGAGUCUUCACGCUCCAGCAGCCCAAGUCUAGAUGACUCUUCUUGCGACUCUCAAAUUUCAGAUGGCACCCAAGUGCUCUCAGAGGAGCCGGACCAUUCCCCUUCCUCUCAGGGAGAGAGGGAGGCCAGUCUGCAUCAUUCCCCACGUCCACAGUCCCCACCAUCUGAGCCUGAGACUGAGCACAUGGAGUUAAUGGAGCCAAACAGGCGAGGAAGAAGAGGUCAGGGCCUAAGGAGAGGCAACUUUGUGUCACGUGGUCGGAGCAAUCUGAUCAGCAAUAGGAAAAGAGCAAUCAUCAGCCCUGCUACUGGUGUAAUGAUGUCCUCUUCUCAGGCAGGGUCCCAGCAGGCCUCUUCUACUGCUUCUUCAUCAUCUUCACCACCACCACCUCCAACUCUUCUUACUCCACCUCAGCCUCCUCAGUCAGCCUCAUCCAAUGUAUCUGCCAUAAGCGAACACCACCCCCACUCUCCAUGGAUUAUGCCACAUCCCAUUGCCCCUUUCCUGUCUAAUCCUCCGAUAAUUCCUGGUUCUCAUGACAAACGGCGUGCCAUACUGCGGGAGCCCACAUUUCGCUGGACAUCAUUGUCACGAAUAGAGCAGCAAUACUUCUCCUCUGCCAAGUACGCAAAAGAGGGCCUUAUUCGUAAGCCUAUAUUUGAUAACUUCCGCCCUCCACCUCUCACAGCUGAAGAUGUGGGACUGAUACCUCCUGGACCUGGAGGGGGGGGAGUGGCCCAAGGAGGGUUCCCUGCAUCAGGUGGUACAACUGGGGCAGGUAAUAGGCUGUUUUCUCCUCUGCAUCAUCAUCACCAGCAUCCCUCAUCUCGUUUUGAGACUCCACUCCAUAAACGCAGCCCACUGCUCCGUGCCCCUCGCUUUACUCCCAGUGCUGCCCACUCCCGCAUUUUUGAGUCAGUCACUCUGCCAUCUUCCUCGGGAAGCAGCCCUAGCUCUCAGUCUCCUCUCCAGUCCACACCACCAUCAAACAGACUGCCACGACACAGGAGGAGGAGAACAUUUGGCCAUUCUCGCAUACAAUCCAGAUCCCCUUCGCACUCCAUGACCACCAGGAGCAGUCAGUCAGGAGCCCAGUCUGGAAAGGGCUCUGCUGAACUUUCUGCACUAACUAGCUCUGUUCCUACUAGUGUGACCGGUAAUUCCAGCCCUAUACCUGGGAUUGCAGUCAGUCCAGUUGCCCCAAGUGCCUUACCUCAAGCCCCUUUUAAUACAUUCUCAUCAAGUUCACUUGGUCCUAAUAGUCAUAGAGCCUCUGAUGUUCGAAGAGUGGAUGUGACCCUUGGUGGUGGUGUGAGUUCUGCCUCUUCCUCGUCACAGCUCUUCCCUCGUUUUGCUUCCAGUCCCCAAGGUUCAAGUGGGAGCACUGUAAAAUUAGGGAGAGAGAGGAGUGUUUCAACUUCACGAGAUACCCUUCCCAAGGAGAAAGAUAGAGAGACAGAGAGAAGUAAAGACCGUGGAAAGGAAAAUAAAAAAGAAGCCAAAAAAGACUGGGAAAAAAGAGGGAAGAGCCUUGCUACAGAUAGUCCAACUAAUUCCACUUCAAGCCUUUUUGCUGUGGAUGGUAAGGAUGUAGAGGAAACCUUCAGCCAGAAAAAGACUAUUGGGCAAAAGAAAUCUGUUUCUGUUGAGUCUGGUGCAGAGACCCCAUCAGUUGACACAAACAUAAUCCAACCAACAAGGGCACUGUUAUCUAAAGGACGUGUGUCCAAAAAAGGCAGAUUGCCAGAAAAAGGUAUGGAGGCUGAUGAAAUGGAGAAGAACAAAGAGAGAUCUGCCACACUUGUCUCACCCAUCCAUUCCAGAAAACUUCCCUCUACACCAUCCCUAGGUUCCAUGCUCGCCAUUGCUGAAAAACAGCCAGCCACAGACAGACGUGUGGCAGGUCUCCUGAAAAAGGCUAAAGCCCAGCUCUUUAACAUAGAAAAGAGCAAAUCCUUGAAAACAGUGGAUCAGCCUAAAGUGCAGGGUCAAGAAAGUGAUUCUUCUGAAGCAUCAGUCCGUGGUCCACGGAUCAAGCACGUGUGCCGUCGUGCUGCAGUAGCAUUGGGUCGCAAUCGUGCUGUGUUCCCAGAUGAUAUGCCCACCCUUAGUGCCUUGCCAUGGGAGGAGAGAGAAAAGAUCCUGUCUUCCAUGGGGAAUGAUGAUAAAUCUUCAGUGGCAGGUUCAGAAGAGGCAGAGCCUGCUUCUCCUCCCCUAAAACCAGUAACAAGACACAAAACUGUCCAGGAAGCCACACCCAGAAAGGGUCGGCGCUCACGCCGUUGUGGGCAGUGUCCUGGUUGUCAAGUCCCAGAGGACUGCGGGAAAUGCGCCAACUGUCUGGAUAAGCCUAAGUUCGGAGGACGCAACAUUAAAAAACAAUGCUGCAAGGAAAGGAAGUGCCAGAACUUGCAGUGGAUGCCAUCAAAAAUGUUUCUUCAGAAGCAAGCAAAAGGUAAAAAAGAUAAGAAGAAAAGCAAAGUGCCAGAAAAAAAGGAAGCCCAUCACUCUGUCAAACCUCAGUGUUCUGAGGUAAACCUCAAAUCAACCCCAGCUCCCGCAAAGGAUGACCCUCCAGUGAAGAAAAGUGACACUCCACCGCCGGUACAGGAAGAGGAUGCACAAAAACAACAAACAUCAUCCCCACCACCACCCAGCUCUUCCCCAGACAGCGAUCCCCCUUUAAUUCCCAGCCCAGAGGACACGAGACAUUUAGCUCCUAGUUCCGUCUAUAAGAAGGAUCGAAAGCUGUCCAGCCCUUUAUCCAGGUCCCCACAGACCACUGCAUCUAGCCAACCACCAGAACCAUCUCAAGACAUCAUGCAGCAGCAAACCCAGACUCCAGCAAAAAAGGAAGGACCAACAAAGUCACCAUCUAAUGAACCAAAAAAGAAGCCCCAACAGCAUACUCAGCUUUCAUCUGCUAUAUCCUCUGCUUCGGACGCAAAGCAAAUCAAAAAGCAGGCUGUUCAUUGUGGUACUCCACCAAAGCCAAAACCAAAGGAGAAGGAGAAACAGAUGGUCACCAAACCUGAUCGCAGUACUUUAAACUUCCUGAGCACUCCCUCGAUUGGGGGCACUGCCAAGCAGAAAGCACCCUCCGACGGAGUGCAUCGAAUUAGUGUGGAUUUUAAAGAGGACUUUGACAUUGAGAAGGUGUGGGAAAUGGGUGGGCUCAGCAUCCUCACCUCUGUGCCAAUCACCCCACAAGUGGUCUGCUUUCUCUGUGCCAGCAGUGGCAACGUGGAGUUUGUGUUCUGCCAGGUGUGCUGUGAGCCUUUCCAUAUCUUUUGCUUGGGAGAGAACGAACGCCCCCUAAAUGAAGAGUGGGAGAACUGGUGUUGCCGCCGGUGCCGGUUCUGUCACGUCUGUGGCCACCAGCACCAAAAGAAUAAAGAGCUGCUGGAGUGUGAUAAGUGCCGAAACAGCUUUCACCCUGAGUGCCUGGAACCCAACUAUCCUACAAGACCCACCAAGAAAAGAAUCUGGGUUUGUACCAAGUGUGUUUGCUGUAAAAGUUGUGGGGCUACCAAACCAGGAAAGAAUUGGGAUGCCCAGUGGUCACAUGACUUCUCCUUGUGUCAUGACUGUGCCAAACGUUUUGCUAAAGGAAACUUCUGCCCUCUGUGUAACAAGUGCUCUGACGAUGAUUAUGAAAAUAAAAUGAUGCCAUGUGGAAAGUGUAAUCACUGGGUUCAUGCCAAAUGUGAGAAGCUUACUGAUGAGAUGUAUGAGUUACUAUCCAGAUUGCCUAAAAACGCCGCCUAUACCUGUGUUAACUGUACUGAGCACCACCCACCUAAGUGGCGAACUGCCUUGGAGAAGGACAUCCAGAGCAGUAUGCGCCAAGUUCUUACUGCACUCCUCAACUCCCGCACUUCCACUCACCUUCUCCAUUACAGACAAGUGGUGAUGAAGCCACCUGAGUUGAACCCAGAAACUGAAGAAAGCCUCCCCUCACGGCGUUCCCCUGAAGGGCCUGACCCUCCUCUUCUUACAGAGGUUUCUCUGCCCAGUGAUUCUCCCCUUGACUUAGCAUCUGUGGAAAAGAAAAUAAAUUCAGGGCACUACAGAUCUGUGCUGGACUUUAGUGAUGAUAUUGUGAGAAUCGUCCAGACAGCCAUUAAUUUAGAAGGAGGUCAGCCAGAAAGCAGAAAGGCCAACAGCAUGGUGAAGUCCUUCUUUAUCCGGCAAAUGGAACGGGUUUUUCCUUGGUUCAAUGUGAAGGAAUCAAAAUUCUGGGAGGCACACAAAGUCUCUUACAAUAGUGGUUUACUUCCUAAUGCUGUACUACCUCCUUCUCUGGAUCACAACUAUGCCCAGUGGCAGGAGAGGGAAGACAUGGCAUGUGCAGAGCACCAUCUCUCUAUGAAGAUUAUUCCUGCUCCUUGUUCUAAAGCUCCUGGAGAACCCGACUUCCCAAUUGUACCACCUCCUCCACCUCCACAGCUUAUGCAUGACCUUAGUCAAGAGGAGAGCCCCGAGCUUCCCCUUCCCUCUGGUAUUGGUGACAAUAGACAAUGUGUACUUUGUCUGAAUUAUGGGGAUCAGAAGGCAAAUGAAUGCGGAAGACUGCUUUACAUUGGCCAAAAUGAGUGGGCUCAUGUGAACUGUGCAUUGUGGUCAGUGGAGGUAUUUGAGGACGAUGAUGGCUCUCUCAAAAAUGUCCAUAUGGCAGUAAGCCGUGGCAGACAGCUGCACUGUGAGAACUGUCAAAAGCCAGGAGCCACUGUAGGGUGCUGUCUUACAUCCUGCUCAAGUAACUACCACUUCAUGUGUGCUCGUCAGUGCCAGUGUGCUUUUCUGGAAGACAAAAAGGUGUAUUGCCAGCGGCACAGAGACUUAGUCAAAGGCGAGGUACUGUCAGACACAGGAUUUGAAGUGACUCGGAGGAUUCUGGUGGACUUUGAGGGGAUCACUUUAAGAAGAAAGUUUCUCCAUGGCCUUAAACCAGAUAAUGUCCACAUGAUGAUAGGUUCCAUGACUAUUGAUUGUCUCGGUAUGUUAACGGAGCUCUCAGAUUGUGAGAGAAAACUAUUUCCCAUUGGAUAUCAAUGCUCAAGGGUUUACUGGAGUACACUGGAUGCCCGCAAACGAUGCGUCUACACCUGUAGAAUUCUGGCAUGCCGCCCUCUAGUGGCAGACAACACCAGUAACAGCAUAGUCAUGCAAGAAAACAAUUGUACUAUUGCUCACAGUCCACCUCUAACCUUGGAAGAGACAAACUCAUCACUGUCACCUGAUUCAGUUUCUGUUGACCAUAACAUCUUGCCCAUGAUUCCAAAAUCAAGGGUUUAUUUUAGAAACAGACACCCCAGUUACCCACCCUGUCAUCUCCCCUCUCCAGGGGUUGUCAGUUCAGCUCAUGAAAUAGUAACUGUUGGUAACCCUCUGCUGAGUACUAGUCUAUCUAGUAUUGGGUCUCGUCGACAUAGUACUUCCUCCCUCUCACAUCAGAAACCAAGACAGAAAAUUUCCUCUGGUCCACAGGGAAGUAGCUUAUUCAGCCAGAUCCAACCAGUCUUUUCGUCACCUGCCACAACCUCCCAGAACCAUGGAGGUGGAGAUUCUGUAAAAGGGAAAGCGUUUAGUGACGAGAAACCUCAAUGUCGGGAGACACCCGUUGUAAAACAUAUAGCCCAGUACAGACCUGUGUACGGUUACACAGAGAGAUUUGGUGGUGGUAGAGUUACUGGCAAAAAGCCAAAUGAAGGAGACUGCCUAAAAUCUGCUCCAUCUGCAGUUUUGACUUCACCUCCACUUGGAACUGCAGUGUUGACUGGGCAUCAAAGGGGAUGUGACAGCAUGAGGAUAGAAAAGGGGAAACAGGUGACAAAAGACACUGAUCUACCAGCAGGAGCCACUCUAUUGUCCUGCAGUCCAUUUGCUUCCGAUACAAAAGAUAAUGGUGUUCCAGGGAAAGAAGCAGCCAUUACAGCAGUGACAGAAUCUAAAGAUAUUCGAAAAACUGGCUCUCCACAGGCAGUGCAACAGAAAACUGGUAGGAAAUCCCAUAACUGUCUCUCAAGCCUGUCUCCAGCUGCAGCUCUUAAGCCUCUCUGGACACCUGGAGUGAUUACAGAAGAGGACAUAAAACGAGGAACUCAGGCAAACUCUUCUGUGGUAGCUAUUCAUGUGACUUCUAGCACCAAAGAGAAGCCCUCAAAAGUUAAAUUAACAGAGGUCAGAGGUGUUUCAAAAGAAAGGAAAGAAGUGCCUCAAAACAGUAAGUCACAAAUUCUUAACAGUAACUCUAACAGCUCUAAAGGCAGUAAUAUCAAAACCCAGGCUCAAUUGUCAUCCUCACAAAAUAACACCAAUAAAGGCACAGCAGUCAUCAGUAACAAAACCUCAGGCCCUGUGGAAAUGGCAAAAUCACAUAAUCAGAGAUGUGAAAGGCAAUUAAAGUCUAGGGAGAGAUUGAGCACAGGGAAAAAACACAGUUCUGCAGUGGAAGCAAUUCAGUCAGCGCCAGGCCCCCCAUUUGUUCACUCUAAAUCUAGAGAAGAAUCGGUAUCAGUUGAGAAGCACUGCACAGAGAGACUCUCUAUUGUAUCUCAAAAAAUGGAUCCCAAUGGGAACAAAUCGGUCAACACAUGCUCUAAUACAAACACAUCCACUUCCAGAUCCCAUGAUAGCCCUGCUUCACAGAGGAAGUGUUCCCAUACAAUGCUUUUUUCUCCUUUUGCAAGCUCUGAAAGCUCAGAGUCUGAUAGCCACACACUUCUAGAAGAGCAGAAUGUGGACCACCAAUGUGCUGAAGAUGAUGGUGAUGGGGCUGAUCAUCAUUUAGAAGACGAAAGCUCUCCGGAGAAGCACCAUGAGGAGGACAGUGAUGGUUCCACAAAACGACGAUACCCUAGGCGAAGUGCUAGGGCUCGCUCAAACAUGUUCUUUGGACUUACCCCUUUCUAUGGUGUCCGCUCCUAUGGUGAGGAAGAUAUUCCCUUCUACAGCAGUGGUGAUAUCCCUAUAAGAAAGCGCUCUGGUGGCAGCAAGCGAUCAGCUGAAGGGCAAGUAGAUGGGGCUGAUGAUAUGAGCACAUCUUCUUCUGCAGACAGUGGAGAGGAUGAGGAAGGAUUUGGUCCAAACAAGGAUUCAUACUAUUAUAAUUUCAGAAGAACCAUUAUAAACCACAGCUCUAGUUUUUCUUCCAUUGAGGCUAUAGAUCAGUGUUUGGGAAGAAGAUCACAGAUCCACAGGUUCAUGAGGGAUGGAGCAAAGGAAACUGAUGAUGAAAGUGAUGAAAUAGCAGCUGCGACCAGAAGUUUAGAAUGCCAGCAUAUUGGUCAGCUGGAUGGAGUUGAUGAUGAUUCUGAAAGUGAUGCAAGUGUAAACACCAGCAGCACAACCACUGCUACAACAUCUACUACACAUAAAAACUCAGUGAAAAAGAGGGUUCGAGAGAGCCGAGCUGAGAAAUUAAAUGCUGACUCCGGGAAGGAGGCCGAAAAUACUACUGGUGAUGGAAGCACUCAAAAUCGCGAUGUUCGUAAGAAUCAAAAGGAUAACUGCCUGCAGCUAGGUACUGUGAAAUCACAGGGACAGGAUCCUCUUGAAAACCAACUAUCACUGAGUGCAGAUCUUCUUAAGUCUGAUUCUGACAAUAACAACAGUGAUGACUGUAACAUCUUGCCUUCUGAUAUUAUGGAGUUUGUGCUAAACACGCCAUCAAUGCAAAGCUUGGGACAACAGCCAGAAGCUAACUCCACUGAACCAUUUUCUUUGGAUGAGGGCUACGGAGUUGAUGUAAACCGAAGGAAAACUAUACUUUUUGAGGAUUAUACCCCGCCACUUGCCAGCACAGAACCUGUAGAGAGUGGCGUUAGCGCCUCAAUUCCAGUAGGAGAACCCUAUGGCCUCCCACUGGAGUUGCCGUCUGAUCUCUCUGUGCUCACAACUCGUAGUCCAUCUGUAAAUAACCAAAAUCAUGGUUCACUCAUUUCUGAAAGCUCUGAGCGCAGUAUGCUGACCCUGUCUACUGAAGAAUCAGGAGUUGAUAAGGGUGGGGACAAGAAGAGAGCAGGAAGUGCUGUAUCUAGCGAGAGCCCACGAGAUGAUGGAGAUUCCCAGGCAACCGAAGGUGACAUGACACCUGAUCAUUUCAUUUCUGCCCACAUUGAUGGAGAUCACAUUUCAAGUCAUGGGAUAAACCAAGUAACUGAAGCAGGGAAUCCAGAGCUAAACAGAACAUCUGGCACACCAGGUUUACCCAGUUCACCUACUGUGGUUUCGCAGGGUCAAAAGAUUAUUCCCUCUGCCACAGUCAGUACAGGUCACUCUCAGAUUGUGAGUCCUGCUGUUCAAUCCACUCAUUCUCCUUUGAAAGCUGGUCCAGAGAAAUUGAUAGUUCUCAAUCAACAUUUGCGGCCUCUUUAUGUAUUGCAAACUCUCCCCAAUGGCGUAACUCAAAAGAUACAGAUUGCACCAUCUGUCAGUGCAACUGGUGUCAUGAAUAGCAGUGCACCUGUAUUAACAGGGAUCAGUGCUGGAAUUUCACCCUCUCAGUCCAUUUUCCCUGCUGUUACCAAAGGUUUAGUUCCUGUCCCUCAUCAUCCUCAGCUUCAUGCCUUCACUAGUACCACUCAGACAGGUUUCCAAUCAAUUAUUCCCAGCACAACAUCUGGCCUUUUUAUAGGUGUUCCUUCUCACGAUCACCAAAUUAUUGCAUCCGAAGCUGGACAUAGACAUGACCUGGCUCCCAGUGUUGCUAUGGUAUCCAGUGCAUCAUCCAUUUCCCCGACGCCUACUGUGCUUGCCACUGGACACGGCAAGAAGCGGCCAAUUUCACGCCUACAACCUCGUAAAAGCAAGAAGCUAGCCCGAUCCAGGAGUCAACCUACACUAGCACCAUCAGAGGUUGGGCCUAACAUGACACUUAUUAACUUGUCAACUCCACAAAUUGCUACUGGAAUUCCUGCUCAACCAGGACUAGUUGAACUUGGUACAAUAACAACUGCAGCUGCCACAUCUCACCGCAAAAUGCCCAACAUCAUAAAACGCUCCAAAUCUGGAGUAGUGUACAUUGAGCCUGCUCUCCUUCCACAACCAAUGCCAAUCUCAACUGCUGCUCAGGCUGGUAUCAUUGGGCAUGAUUCCUCAACGCAUUUGUUGCCCUGCACAGUGGCAGGACUUAACCCUAAUCAGUCAUUGUUGAAUGUGGUAUCAAUGCCUCCUACAGCCCCUGGGAAUCUUUUGGGAGCAAAUUCAGUGUCUUUAAGUACUCCAGGGCUGAUUAGUUCUGAGAUCACCGGUCCCAUAAGUAACCUUGUCUUUAAAACCAGUCACCAUAACUUAGGCCUUCCAGAACAGCAGAUGGUUCUUCAAUCUGGAACACCCAUGGUGUCACAAAUUACCAGUCCUGCCCAGACUCCCAUUGCUAGUAGCAUUUGUGUUCUUCCACCAAAUCAAAUCAGCAUGUCACCCAACCAGCACCAAGACAAAGAAGGCAGUGUUGUCAAAGAAGGCAAUUUUCAGAACCCUAUUACCAAACUUGUAGCAGAUAAGACAAGUGAUCACAGUACAAACAUAUCGGGCCAUGUGGCUCUUGUGCCCAGUCACAUCACACACGACUUUAAUAAGGGGCACCUGGUUGGAGUUUCUGCCCAGAGUUCACAAACUUCAACUAUCUCACAAGCCAUAAGCCAACAGCAAACACUGAAGUCUCCCACUGCCAAAGCUUCGCCAUGUAUUGGAAAGGUAAAGCAAAAAGCAAAGAGGACUCUACCAAGUGUAGCCAGUACUGGUGGAAAGAAGCACAAAGGGCCAUCAGAGAUGCUGACAGAGCCACCAGGUGUUCCUGACCCUGCAAAUCAAUCUUCUUUACAAAGGGGUAAAGAGCAUGUGGCACUCGAGCUGACGAAUAUGGCAAAAUCUAAUGAAAAGGGUUCAAGAAAGAGUAAUUCUAGAAAGUGUGAACCUUCUUCUCUUAAUCAAAAGGCCAUAGAAUCCCAUGAUGAAAAAUUCAGGACUGCUAGUCUUUCUGGUCAGAAUUCUGACCAAGCACCUAAUGCUCAGAUGAUAACCACUCCUAAUCAGAAGGACAAUGGACAAAACUCCACCUCAGACUACAAGCCCAAAAAAGGACUUCUGUUUGAAAUCUGCAGUGAUGAUGGCUUUAAGGUCUGCUGUGAGAGUAUAGAAGAGGCCUGGAAAUCUCUAACAGAUAAAGUCCAGGAGGCACGCUCUAAUGCCAAACUCAAAGAGCUAUCUUUUGAUGGAGUAAAUGGCCUUCGGAUGCUGGGUGUUGUCCAUGAUGCUGUAGCUUUUCUUUUGGAGCAGCUAUACGGUGCCAGGUACUGCAGAAACUACAGGUUCCGCUUCCACAAACCAGAGGAUGUUGAUGAGCCUCCUCUUAAUCCUCAUGGAUCUGCUCGUGCUGAUGUUCACCACAGGAGGUCUGUGAUGGACAUGUUUAACUUCCUGGCUUCCAAAUAUCGGCAACCACCUGAGUACAGCCCUCAAGAGGAAGAAGAUGAAGAGCAGUUCAAAUCUGCUAGACGAAGCACCAGCACUGAUGUGCCUCUGGCAGUGAGGUUCAGAUACUUAAAGAAAACCUCCAAAGACUCUGUAGGCGUGUACAGGUCAUCCAUACACGGCCGUGGACUGUUCUGUAAGAGAAACAUUGAUGCUGGUGAGAUGGUGAUCGAGUAUUCAGGCAAUGUCAUUCGCUCUGUUCUUACUGACAAGCGAGAAAAAUUCUAUGAUGCCAAGGGAAUUGGCUGCUACAUGUUUCGCAUCGAUGACUAUGAGGUGGUAGAUGCCACCAUGCAUGGCAACUCAGCUCGUUUCAUCAACCACUCCUGUGAGCCCAACUGCUACUCCCGUGUGGUCAAUAUCGAUGGGCAAAAGCACAUAGUCAUUUUUGCAUUGCGAAAAAUCUACAUGGGCGAAGAGCUCACCUACGACUACAAGUUUCCCAUCGAGGAACCAGGCAAUAAGCUGCCUUGCAACUGUGGGGCCAAAAAGUGUCGCAAGUUCCUUAACUAACACCUCUCCCCUCCUUACUAUUGACUGAACCCUGUCCUUCCGAAACGAAACUGUUUUGUCAAUGUGUGUAUUUUGAAUAAUAUGGUUAUUUAUUGAAACAGGCUCAGGUUUUCAGAGGGAUUAUGGCACUGUGCCUCAAGUUGAUUCAGGAAAGGUUUCAAGAGCAAUGUCAUAAUGAAUAACAGGAGAAAAGGACCUCUUUAGUGGAGCUCUCCCCACAUCUCCCCAAAACAGGCCAGUCAAAGAUAAGCAGUCUGCUAUCUAAUUGUGUGCCCUGUUAAUCCCAAAUCGUCAUGACAAUUUCCAAGUGUGUAAGAUUGAGUCUCAUCUGCCCAUGCCUAUGGAAUGUUUGAUGGAAUUGCCACAUUGUUUUUGUUUGUUUUUUUUGACACCAAAGUGCAAUUUUUCUAAGGGAACGGUACACUGUCUUUUUAGCUAGAGGAAUUCUGAGGGGUCCAUUGUUUUUAGCUUUGUUAUGUUUUUAUUUAAUUUUUUUUUUAACCUACCUGCAAAUCUCCCUUUCUGAAUGUACAUCAAAGCCUUCUCCUUUUGCUGACGUGGUCUAUGUGUAUAUAAGCCCUUGGACCGAUGGAUAGAGAAUGGUAGAGGGAGCGUUCAGUUCCCUUUGAUGGACAUAUGCAGGUUUUGUUUUGUAUGAACAGGAGUGUACCUGAACUGUUUAAGAAGUAAUAACCCCUGGAGGUAUCAUUGGAGGCUGUAUGUGCUGAGAUCCUGGUGGACUGAUAGCCGAGGGACUAAAGAAAUGAAAUUUUUAUAGAAACUUGGACUGAUAAUAUUUGUAAUGAGGAAAUUUAGUAUGUGCAUGUUUUAAGGCCUGUAGCUGGUAGUAUUUACUCAAAAAAAACAAAAAACUCAAAAGGGGAGAGUCAUUUUACAGUUUUGCUUUUCCUAUUUCUUUUGUUGUAGAUACAGUAGGUAAAUGUCAUUGUUUCUUUUCAUAUGUAAAUAAUAUGUAUAUUUUUCUAUAAAAAAAACUGAAAAGCACUCACUAGUGAAUAGCACUUAUUGAUAUUUAUAUUUUUAAUAAAAUAUUGUAUUUAUUUUACCAACAUUUUGUAGUAUAUAGUGGUUUACAACACUAAUGCUUGUCAUUAUUUUUUAUAGUGUACUUUUUUUAAAGUUUGGCUUUUUUCCUCCUUAUUCUCUUUUUUUCUAUUCCAAAGACUGAAGCAGUAGUCGUUCCCAUAGUGUGCAGUCCACCAGUAGCUCUCAUUGCCGAUCCAAGUUAGUCACAACCAUUUCAUAUGAUGGUGUAUAGCAUAGGCUGUAAAGCAUUUAGUUGUAGUGUUUAUCUGUUAAUAUGGCAUGUCUCCUCCAAUGGCAGCCUUAAUAUGACACACAGACAAAUACCGACCUUUCGUUAAAGUCCCCUCGUUGCUGUUUCGCAAAAAAGGACAGCAGUUUUCUGAGGAGAAAUAACGAGUAGUAAAAAAAAAAGCUUGAAAUCGUUUUAAAUUUAAGCAAAGUUUAUUCCAUCUAUUUUAUUAAUAUAAAUAAUAUUUUCAUAGAUAAGGAUAUACCCGAAGGAACCUGCCACGGAGGCUAGCCCAUGAAAACUUUCUUCUAAAGCACUAUAUUUGGAGGAAUGGAGGAAAACUCAUUCUCCCUGUUUUGUGCACUGAACAUCAGUCUUCUUCCCAGCUUGACACAUGUUGCCUUGGCACUGCAUGGAGGCUCCAGCUAGCCAUUUAAAGCACACAAAUGUGCUCUUUUGUAUGUUUCAUUUUUCUCCACAGAUUAAGCCCUUUGUCCCCCUCUUAGGGCAACAUCUUAUUUUCUUCACAAUAAUUGUGUGAAGGAAUUUUAGACUUCCCAUGGAUGUCUGUCCUGUACAUUUUUUUAUAGCAACGGUGUGGUGCCUUCUUUUAAAUUGUUUUUUUUCCAUCCUAAAUGAAUCGAAUCAUUUGUCAUGGCUGAUAUGAGACCUGAUAAAAGACAGACAUAUUGUGGAGCAUUCUCUCUUUAGGUUCGAGACAUAUCUUGGGAGAAUACUGCAAGGCUUCUAAUGCAUGCCCUUCUAAAGGUCUUAAUAAGUAUUACACGUUUGUUGAGCAAAACAAUUUUUUGUGGAUGCAAAUUGAUUUAUGCUUACACUGUUGUCUUCUUGACAGUCAGAAAAGAGUUGUAUAAAAGGGACAAUGUGAGAAAUCAUCUGGGAUGUGUACAUACCUCCAAACAAAGCUCGCUCAAUUGCUGUGGUGUGCACCUCUGGCUCUUGAGCCACUAAAUGGCCAGUUUCUGUGUAGCAUUGUCUUACUGCCUCAUGUGAACUCUAAUAUUUUUUUAAGGCAGUUGCAGAUUCCGCAAGCCUUAUUUCCAGAUUCAUGACAACACAAUGAAUUAUGAUUUAUGCUUUAUGUAGUUCUUAAUUGGCUGCUUUUUUUAGAUUAUGUUUUCUGGAUCUGUUGGGUUUGAUGGUGUUGCCGCAGAUUCUAGCUGGGAGCAUCUUUGCCAUGCUUCUUGCAGUUUGGGUCUUGUCAUCGAUUCAGGUAUUCGAGUUCCUCUAAGUCCGGCUCUCUGGAUGCGGCACAGGGCCGGGCUGAACUCUGCAGCUAGGCCUUCGUUGAAUGUAUUAUUUGAACUUACGAUUGAUCUUUUAUCAUAGUAAUUUUUUUUUUUUUUUUAAACGAUUGUUCCAAUGUGAAAGGCAGGGACGUUACAGAAGAGCUUUAUGUUUCAUUUUAGCUGGUGAGGAUUGUACACCAACGGUGAUCUUUGUAAAGAAUUUGCUUCUGUCGAUCUGAUUAUGAUUUUACUAAACCUAAGGGCUUUGUUAAUGAUUCUUUUCCUCCAUAAAAUUAGUUUCAUUGCAACAUCAGAUGCUCCACGAAAACAAGUGAAAUAUGGUGUUCGUUCAGUGUUUGAGAAGCUACCUGGACUUUAGGUUCCUGGACUUUAUUCUUCCACACCACACCAGUGGUACCACACCUUCUCCUGUACUUGCUUCUUAAUAUCUAUGUAUACAUAUUCUUACACACAUAAUGAAUAUAUUCUACCUAAACAUAUGUAUGGAUAGUAAAUUGUACUUCAAUAUUCACAAUAUCUACACAGUAUAUGGAAUGGACAAACAAAACGUAGUUACAGUAGCAAACAACAGUUUCAUAAUGGUUAAUAGCAAUGUUCAGUGUACUCUAUAAUGACUUUGUGUUACAGAUACAGUUUAGAUUAAUGUGCAGCAUUUUAAAUAUUGACAUUUAUGUAUUGUUUUUUCUGUGCCUGUGUAUGCUCUUCGAUUGGAGCAUUGCAGUUAUGAUCUUAGGACUUUUUUUUUUGGGGGGGGGGGGGUGGGGGGAAGGGGGUGGGGGGUAGGUUGAAAGAUGAUAUUUAUACAAUAAAACAAACUAAAUGUAAGACGUGGUUGUAAAGUUUUUGGGGUUAGCCAUUUGUUUCAAUGCUGUAAUUUUGAUUUUACUCUUUGUACAUUUUCACAUACUUUGUGGUUGUCAUGAAAACAGCAAACAAAAAAAACCUGAUCGUUCACCUGACCAUGUUCCCCAUACCUCUUUCUCCUGUCUGAAAUUAUUUUCAAUAUUUUAUGUUGUGUUUUGUAGUAAGUAGCAGUAAUGAGUAUUUUAUUUAUUUUUGCAAAUUUGAAACAUCUGUAUAUGCAGGUAAAGGGUCCUGUUAUGUCCCUGAGGUAAGACGAAAGUGCACAUCGUACAGUUCGACCCUACAGUGCUGUAUUAUCAUUUAUUAAACAUCAGCUUUAUUUUGUGUUCAAAAAUUUGAAGAAAAAAAAAAAAAAAAGAGAGAGAGCCUGUGCUUGCCCAACUUUUCAGGCAUCGAUGUUCUUUUACUAAUGAACAGCUCCUUAUUCUCUUUAGCUAUGAGAGUGUUCCGUGUUUGUUAAUGCUUUAUUUUAUUUUGUUCUCCCGUUGCCCAAACAGUGUUUUCAGUGUUCACAGAAAUGAAGGAAAGACCAUUGACAAACCACAAAUUACUUAAGAACGAAUGUAUGAGGAAAAAUGUACAUAACUGUAAAAAAAGCAAAAUUUCUAAUCAUGUUUAUUUUCUAUGCACUUUUUUUUAUUUAAGUGAUAGUUUAAAUAAUAAACAUGUCUUGUUUACUCAA